Messenger RNA from Lachancea dasiensis, 720 nucleotides. The record is from the annotation of a GenBank genome assembly. Lineage: Eukaryota; Fungi; Ascomycota; Saccharomycetes; Saccharomycetales; Saccharomycetaceae.
AUGGCCCUCAGAACCGCUUCCAAGUUCAUAUUCACGCCCAUAGCAGGGUUUGGCCUGGGAUUGGCCACUUUCCUACAGUGCUGGCCAGCAGUCAAUGAAAACAGGCUGAAAACCCUUACGCUAAAGCGGCCCCUCGAGGAACAGCGGCGGGACAUCAUACACCAGUUACAAAAGCAUGAGAUAUUCCGGGAUCUCAUGCGGCGUGAGAACGUUGAGCAAUGGUCUCAGAGCGAGAAAAUCUCACAACCGCAUCGCGACAGUCAUGUGGGGCAGGGGUUGUUGUACGGUCCAGGAAGGCUCGAGAUCGACCCAUUGGUGCUCCACGAUCCGGACUCGCAAGAACUAGUGGUUUUCUACCAUCUCGGCCACAACCUCAACAACGAAAAGGGCAAGGUUCACAAGGGCGUCGUGGCGCUGCUGUUGGACGAGGCAUUGUGCUAUUGUGGCUUUCCGACUUUACCGAACAAAGCGGGUGUAACUGCUAAACUAGACAUCAACUUUUGCCACGACGUACCCACCGACUGCACGGUCGUGCUGAAAGCGCACGUAAUAGAGUCCAGGGGUCGCAAGUGUGUCAUCGGAGGCUCAUUGCAGACGCUACCGUCUCGCAGCUGGUACACGCCCUGGAAAGCGGAAAGCUCAACGGUCUUGGCUACCGCUACCUGCAUACUGGUUGAACCUAAGUGGUUCAAAUACGCGAAAUGGAUGCGCCCCGAUUGA